Messenger RNA from Colius striatus (speckled mousebird), 1535 nucleotides. RefSeq names its product histone H2A type 2-B. Gene Ontology annotation, molecular function: structural constituent of chromatin; DNA binding; protein heterodimerization activity. Bases 100 to 480 code for a protein of 126 amino acids. Gene Ontology annotation, cellular component: nucleosome. The transcript has 2 exons. Lineage: Eukaryota; Metazoa; Chordata; Aves; Coliiformes; Coliidae. The record is from RefSeq and is a predicted model, not a curated record.
GCGGCGCGCAGGGCGGAGAGGCGGCGGCUGCGGGCGCCGGGACCGUCUGUGCGCGGCGCUUCUCGGGAGGCGGCGGCGAGGGGCCGCUGCCUGCCGACCAUGUCGGGCCGGGGGAAGUCCGGCGGCAAGGCGCGGGCAAAGGCCAAGUCGCGCUCGUCGCGGGCCGGGCUGCAGUUCCCCGUGGGUCGGGUUCACCGGCUGCUGAGGAAGGGUAACUACGCGGAGCGGGUGGGCGCCGGGGCGCCGGUGUACCUGGCGGCGGUGCUGGAGUACCUCUCGGCCGAGAUCCUGGAGCUGGCGGGUAACGCGGCCCGCGACAACAAGAAGACGCGCAUCAUCCCGCGGCACCUGCAGCUCGCCAUCCGCAACGACGAGGAGCUCAACAAGCUGCUGGGCGGCGUGACCAUCGCCCAGGGCGGCGUCCUGCCCAACAUCCAGGCCGUCCUGCUGCCCAAGAAGACACAGAGCUCCAAGAAGUGAGCGCUGCCUGUCCCCCACCUCUUCCCCCCCCCCACCCCCCUCACCACUGCCCCACUGUCCUCUCGCGAUGGGGAUUGGGUUCCCCUUCCUGUCCUCCAGCCUGGGCUGGAGGGUGAACCCUGGCAGCACUCCACCGGCCCUCCACUAGUCCCCCCAAGCCUCGGCUGUGGUGGGGUGCUGGGAGAGCAUGGAGGAGGUCAGGCCCCGCUUGUGCCCCCACCCUGCCCCUCUUCCCCCUGGAAGAAGUGUUUUUGGAGGGGGCAGCUGGAUCAUAGCUGUUGGCAGCAGUGGCGGCAUCUGGAGCUGUACGGCCGGGUCACGGUGCAGAGCCCCUGGGUGCUGCCCUGAGGAUUGUUUUGGCUGCCGUGGGGAUGCCCAGGGGCAGCCCUGCCUGCCUCCCCUGGCUGCCAGCCUGGGGCUGUGCAAGGCUCCCCCCGAGCUGGUCCUGCUCGCCCUGGCAUGAGGAUAGGACUCGCUGUUGCUGCUGCCCACUCUCCCCCCCCACCCCCCAGCAAUGCCGUCCCGGCCGCACUGCAGCGGGGAAGACAGAGCGCUGGGAAAUGUGAAAAGGAGGAAAAGUUUCUCCAUUGGCAAGAAGUGACUGUUGUCUUAGUUUUGUUCCUGGUAAAACUAGUGCAUCGCCUACUGUAAAGAAGCUCUGGUCCUAUUUAUUUUAAGGUCUGUUGUUUUGGGGUUGCUCCCUGCAAAGCCUCCCUUCCCGCAACUCCCUGGCUCGGUGGGUGCUGGGGGGGGUCUCACAGGCCGUGGGUCCUGCUGGCGGGGUGGGCUGGAGGCUGCGGUGACGAAUCCCCUCAGAGAGCGUCGCAAGGUCAGGCGCCCGCCGGGAGCGGGAGCUGCCAUCUUCUGCCGUGGCUCCCCUCCUCUCCCCGCUGCAGAAGCCCUUCGUGUCGCUGAGAGCCACCCUCUACCCUGGUUGCACUUCUGGAAAUGACAUGCUGUGUGUCUCUUUUUUUUUUUUUCUUCUUCUUGUUGCUGUUUGUUUGUUCAACACCAUUUCUGGUUCUGAGAAAUAAAGUGAUGAUGAUCUGUGUUAA